GCCUAGAAAGUGAGUCCGCUCGCCCUUUCCCAUUCUCAGCUUCUCACGUUCGCUCGUAAGACUCGGCCGACUAUCCCAAGCCUUGCACAGCCGUUCCGUGCCUUGCCUCGCAUCCCUCGGUGUGAACCUGAGAUUUCUCUGCAGCUAUAUCCAUGAAUUUACCAGUUUUGUACUUUUAUGAAUUUCUUCUAUCGUCGUGCUCGUGUCUGAUCAAACCUCUGUUUCCAGAAGCUUCCAAUAGCUUGUGAUUCUUCCCCGCCAAAUAAUUUUAUUUUUUUUCCAGCCGCUGUACCCAUUUUCUCGGCAACCAAACAGACCCUUGAUUGCAAAACCUAAUUACACCAAAAAUGUCAGGUUCCUGCGCCAACUGCAAGUCCAAAUCGUUAGUUCGGGACCUCACCUCCGAAAGUCUGGUAUGCGAAUCCUGCGGCUUCGUCCAAGAAUUCGAAAACUUCCAGGAUCACUUCGGCGGCAUAAACGGUCCCCAAGGGACCUUCGUCCGCGUCGGAACCGCAGGUACGGGCAGCGUUUUCGAUUACAAAGACAAGAAAAUCUAUGAGGCUCAGAAACUAAUCGACGAUAUCUUGCAUAGGUUAGGGUUGGCCUCGAAAUCUUACGAUGUUAAAAACAUGGUCAAUUCCAUUACGGAAGGCGAGUAUGGUCAAGGUGAUUGGUUUGGGGUUUUCGUUGGUGCUUGUGCCUAUGUUGUUAUGAGGAAAGACAAGCGGUCGUUGCCGAUGCCAAUGGCCGAGGUGUCCUCAGUUGUUGGUUGUGAUGAGUAUGAACUGGGCAAAAUGGUUUCUCGUGUUGUCAAGUUUCAAAAUUUGAAGAGACCCGAGUACCCUGAAUUCAAUGUGGUCAGCUCUUUCGAACGGGCAUUGCAAAAUUCCCAGAUUUUCGGUAACGUUGGAGAUGACAAGAAGGAGAGAAUCCGGCGACAAGGGAUCUUUUUGAUACAAUGUAUGGUGAAGUGGUCUCUGACAACUGGGAGGCGGCCGGUUCCGGUGGUGGCUGCGGUUUUGGCCUUCUUGGGCGAGUUGAAUCAAGUAGAUGUUAGGAUUGAGAAUGUGGCCAAAGAAGUUCACGCCACUGUUUGUACGAGCAAAUUGAGGUAUAAGGAACUGUUAGAGGCGCUUGUUAAGGUGGCUCAAGCAUUGCCUUGGGGGAAGAAUGUUAACACUAAGAACAUUGUGAAUAAUGCUCCUUUUGUAAUUAAGUACAUGGAGCAGAAGUCUAUGUCAAGGCCAGGUCAAAAGAGGACGGAAUUGGAGCGGUUUCAGUUUAAUUUGGAAGAUGUGGUUAGUGAGUGUUUAAGGAAAGAUGUUGAGUAUGGGAAUGAUAUGACUGAUGUGGUUGAUAAUGAUUUUGGUUAUUUUGAGGUAGACAUGGAUAGCAGGGGUUUGCCGAGUACAGAUGAUGCGGAGAAGUUUAGUCUUUCAUCUGAAUGCUUAAUGAUGAUCUAUGAAAAUUUUUCUAGUGAGGUGGGUUGUGCAAAUUCUUCUAGAGAGAGCAGAAGUGUGGUUCAUAGAAGAGAAAAGAGGGAUUUUGACAUUGGUGCUUGUACAGAGUGGUGGAGUGGAGAGUCAGAGUUGAGCAAAAAGCUUUUACUCAAGCAAAUAUUGGAGAAGGAUGUGGGGCUGAACGCCUUGCCCCCAGCUUUUGUUACUAAUUGCAAGGUUUAUGAGAAGAGGAGAGAAAAGAUUAAUGCUGCUAAGCAGCGCAUUGAUCGAAUUAUGCACCCCUCUACUUCAGUUGAUUGCAUUAAGAACUUUAUUGUGGACUAUGAACAACCUAGAAAGAAGAGGAAGAGAGCAAAAGUUAGUGCCAUUGAUUGGGAAGAUUUGAUUAUUGAGAUGCUCCUCCUUCAUCAAGUGAAAGAAGAGGAAAUAGAGAAGGGUCAUUAUAACACCUUAAUGGAUUUGUAUGUGUUUAAUUCUGGAAUUGUUCCGGAGUUCCCUGCUUGAUGAGAAGCAUGACAGAUGGAGUUCUGCAUAUUUAUCUUUCCGACUGCUAAGAUCAAAAAGACAUUGUCCCGAGGCUUUGUUCCAAUUUUGUAAUCCAUACCAGGUUUUUUGAUUUUGUUCCAAUUUUCAUAUACACACUGGUCUUCCAGAGAUAUUGACAUUUUGUUAAACAUACACGCAUACAGUCAUUUUUGUCGCUUUGAUAUUUAGGACCCAAAUUCUUCAGGUCAUACAGACUAAGAGAGAUGUUUAGAAGGGACUGAUGGGAGCUUAUAGGGUAUAGUUUGUUAGCAUAGGGAAUUGGGAAAGUUGUUAUUUAACCAUUGUAUGGCUGAGUGGAAGGGAGGAAAUGAGUAGGUGAAUUGAGCUUUGUUCUUCCGAGAGGUUCAGGCCCUCAAAGUUCUUGCUUGGCUAUCAUAUAUUCUGUAAUUUGUUCCAUUUUCAGCAAUACAAUCUUCCAUUUUCUUA
Humulus lupulus (European hop) is the source of this 2432-nucleotide messenger RNA. RefSeq names its product plant-specific TFIIB-related protein PTF2. The record is from RefSeq and is a predicted model, not a curated record. Gene Ontology annotation, molecular function: RNA polymerase III general transcription initiation factor activity; RNA polymerase III type 3 promoter sequence-specific DNA binding. The coding region runs from base 348 to 1964 and encodes 538 amino acids. Gene Ontology annotation, cellular component: transcription preinitiation complex; nucleus; transcription factor TFIIIB complex. NCBI's taxonomy places the organism in Eukaryota, Viridiplantae, Streptophyta, Magnoliopsida, Rosales, Cannabaceae. The transcript has a single exon. Gene Ontology annotation, biological process: transcription by RNA polymerase III; transcription preinitiation complex assembly; DNA-templated transcription initiation.